AUGGCGUCCGCGGAUGCGGCCAAAAAGGCCUUCUUUGAGGGCUUGGAGCGGCUGGAUUCUUUGUCCGAGGACGAGGAGGAUCGAAUGACUCUGAAAUAUCAUUCAAAGAUCAAGAAAGGAAAACGACAAUGCUCGUCCAGGACCGUUCCGGAAGAGCAGCAGAUCUUCAAAGGCCUUGUCUUCUUCUUCUUUCCGAACAACAGUGCCUCAGCCCUUCGACGCCUGCGUAUCCAGCGAGCGCAGGAUUACGGUGCCUCUGCUGCAGUAGCCUGGGGUGACCAUGUCACUCAUGUUAUAGUGGAUAGGGGGCUCACCUUUCACGACGUCAUAAAGCAUAUACAUGUCGAAUCUCUUCCAUCCACAGUCGCGCUCGUCGACGAAAGCUACCCUUCUGAGUGCGUCAAGUUUCGCACGGUAUUGAACACAGCCCAGGUUCGGUUCCGCGUCAGCGGUACACCUGUCCCUGCAGCAGAGAAAGGCUCUUCGCCUGUGAUCGAACCUUCUGAUGGUGAAUCCUUGUCCAUCAAACCGAGCCGGCGAGAGCAGCAGCAGCAACACGAAACACAAUCGCAUACCGAGCUGCACAAGCGGGAUGCCUUGGAUGAUCUCAUCGAAGAAGCAAAGGCUGUAAAAGAUCUGCCGUUAGACUCUGAGGAUGAGCAAAGUGCGGCUGAAACAUCUGAUCCCGAGGCGUCUGACUCGAGCGAAUCACAGCCGAAGAAGAGGAAGAUGAGCGCACGUAGGAGUGAGGCGCAAUCUGACUGGCAGCAGAAUUUUGUAUGCAUGCAGAAGCAUGAUUCAAAGGCCAAUGCUGAAAAUGCAAACAAUCGGACCAUUGCCGUCCUACAGCAAAUGCUGGACUACUAUGAUCGAUCAGGUGACCAAUGGCGCACGCUCGCCUAUCGCAAGGCGAUCAGUGCCCUUCGGAAACAACCGAAGAAAAUUGCCACUAGAUCCCAGGCUUUGUCACUGCCAGGGAUUGGCACACGUCUGGCAGACAAGAUCGAAGAGAUUGUGUUCACAAAUCGCCUGCGUCGGUUGGAAAACGCCAACAGCACUCCUGAAGAUCGGAUCCUCCAGGAGUUUCUAGCCGUCUAUGGGGCUGGCGUCUCCCAAGCCUCGAGAUGGCUUGCUCAAGGCUACCGGUCGCUGGAAGACCUAAAAACCAAAGCGCCCCUUACGCAGAAUCAACGGGUGGGCGUGGAGCAUUAUCAUGACUUCGCCCAGCGUAUUCCACGGAACGAGGUUGAAGUGCAUGGGGAGAUCGUGCGGGAGGCAGUGCGAAAGGCUGAUCCAGAGAUGCAGGUCAUUAUUGGGGGUUCCUACCGACGUGGUGCGUCCACUUCAGGCGACAUCGACCUGAUCAUCACCAAGCCCUCCGCUACGAUAGAGCAGAUUCGGACCAUCAUGAUUGAAACCGUCGUCCCGGGACUCUUCCAGGCAGGCUUCCUACAGACCAGCCUGGCUGCCACCUCCCGCGGCGAUGGAUCCAAAUGGCACGGGGCCUCGAAGCUUCCUAACGAUCGGCUCUGGCGACGGAUCGACCUGCUUUUCGUGCCCGGAUCUGAGAUCGGGGCAGCUUUGAUUUACUUCACUGGCAACGACAUCUUCAACAGGAGCAUGAGACUCCUGGCCAGCAAGAAGGGCAUGCGGUUGAACCAACGAGGGCUUUACGCCGACGUGCUACGCGGACCUCAGCGAGUCAAAUUGACCACAGGCCGGCUGGUCGAAGGACGCGAUGAGCGGCGAAUCUUCGAGAUUUUGGGAGUCCCUUGGCGGCCUCCCGAGCAUCGCAUCUGCUGA
Aspergillus aculeatus ATCC 16872 is the source of this 1803-nucleotide messenger RNA. RefSeq names its product DNA-directed DNA polymerase IV. The coding region runs from base 1 to 1803 and encodes 600 amino acids. Gene Ontology annotation, biological process: double-strand break repair via nonhomologous end joining. NCBI's taxonomy places the organism in Eukaryota, Fungi, Ascomycota, Eurotiomycetes, Eurotiales, Aspergillaceae. Gene Ontology annotation, cellular component: nucleus. Gene Ontology annotation, molecular function: DNA-directed DNA polymerase activity; DNA binding. The record is from RefSeq and is a predicted model, not a curated record. The transcript has 6 exons.